Molecule: messenger RNA, 717 nt
Organism: Closterium sp. Naga37s-1
Lineage: Eukaryota; Viridiplantae; Streptophyta; Zygnematophyceae; Desmidiales; Closteriaceae
Source: the annotation of a GenBank genome assembly
AUGAUUCACUGGCCCCUUCCGGUCGACUCCUCUCCGUUGCCCUCCCCCGCGCCCUUUGCAUGCCUUCUCUGGCUUCCCGCGCCCGCUCUGCCCCCUUCGCCAGUGUUCCGCCCUCCGUUCUGCCCUCCUGGCGACUUCCUCUUGACUCGUACCGCCUCUCCCUCGAUCCUCCCCACCCUUCCGCCCGUCCCCACUGUGGCGUCGGCGGCCCACGCACCUCACGCUCAUCCCAUCUGCUCGUCUCGCGCUGCGGCCGCCCUUCUGGCGACGGCGACCAGGCGUCCUCCCUCCUUCUGCGCUGUUGGCGGCGCUCCGGUGAGGGCCUCCCCCCUCCGUGUUCUUCCUUCCGCGCGUGGCGCCAGUCGGGCGAGCGGGACCCGCUGUCGUCCCGCUUCUCCCUCCGCCUCUGCCGGCCCGGCGAGCGCAUUGCGCUGCUGCGCUCCCCCAACUGCUGGCCGCGCUGCUCCUGUGACCCACGCUCCGCCCUCCACUCUGGUCCUGCCGCCGGUCAUGCGGGCGGAACUCGCCCACGCGCCAUUCUCCAUGGCGCUGACCCCUUUCCUGCGUGCGCGACCGCUCCGCCCUUCCCUCACCGCGUGGUCUGGACGCAUCUGCAUAGCGAGCGCCCUCGUCCGGUGUCCCUUGGUCCUGCCGCCUGGAGCCCUCCGCGCGGUGUCCCUCCCCGCGGCUGCUGUCUUGACCGCGCGGUCCCUGUAG